Molecule: messenger RNA, 2316 nt
Organism: Durio zibethinus
Lineage: Eukaryota; Viridiplantae; Streptophyta; Magnoliopsida; Malvales; Malvaceae
Product: F-box/kelch-repeat protein SKIP11-like
Cellular component (GO): nucleus
Molecular function (GO): protein binding
Source: RefSeq, a predicted model, not a curated record
UGUCGUGCAAUCCCCAUUCUCAAAAGUCUCUUUAUAAGCUACCCGUGCCCUCCUAUUUCAAAGUCCACCAUAUCACCCCCAAACCCCUUGUAAUAUAGAGAGUGUUUAAAGAGAGCAAGAAGCAAGGUUUUUUCAUGUCUAGCCAAGGAUCGAGAGCUUCUAACAAAAUCCUCCUUUCGAAAUUUUGAAAUCCUCCUGGAAGUUCAUUUCGACGCGAUCUUUUUAGAUUCGGUCUCUCCUUCGUCGAAAACGACCUCAAUCAAUGUAUCUCUUUGAUGCUGAGUUUCUCACCUAAUCGGUUGUGAAUUUAAAAGAUCUGAUUUUUGGAUAAUUGUCAUUGCUCGUUAAUGUGGUGGAUUUCUCUGGCUAUUCAGCUUUGCAAAGAGUAUCAAUUUUAAUUGAGGGUUGUCAUUUUCCUUAUUGACUGCUUAGUUUUGCAUAUCAUUAUAAUGAAGAAGAAAGGAAACGUUCCCGGUGCUUGGAUUGUAUAAUCGUGAGAUCAUGUUGGAGGGCCCAUCAUAUCUUGUCACGAGGGAUUUGCCAAGCUCCUGUGAGCAAGAGAGCAAGUGGAUUUAUAAUACUUUUUGUGUAAUUGAGCUCUCAAGAAGCAAGCGCUAGAUGGAAGAUGGUGAAGACCAGAGGGCAAGAAAAGUUCUUAAGCCACUCAAAGGUGAUGAGAACAAGGAUACAGAGGACAAUAUGUCACUUGCCCAAAUUGACCAAACAGAUAACCACCACCAUGAUGGUGAUUAUUCAGAAUCAAGUUUACUGAUCCACCAGCUUGGGCGAGACAUCUCAAUUUACUGUCUCCUCCGCUGCUCAAGGUCUGAUUAUGGUGCCAUUGCAUCUUUGAAUGCAGGUUUCCGCUCUGUUAUACGGAGUGGUGAGCUGUACAGGUUGAGGCGGGCAAUGGGAAUUGUUGAACAUUGGGUUUACUUCUCUUGCAACCUUCUGGAGUGGGAGGCUUUUGAUCCAAUCCAUCAUCGAUGGAUGCAUUUGCCCAGAAUGACCUCCAAUGGAUGUUUCAUGUGUUCGGAUAAGGAGUCAUUGGCCGUUGGGACCGAAAUUCUUGUUUUUGGAAAGGAAAUAACAUCCCAUGUUAUUUAUAGAUAUAGCAUUUUGACAAACACGUGGUCAUCUGGGAUGAAGAUGAAUACUCCCAGGUGCUUGUUUGGAUCUGCCAGUCUGGGUGAAAUUGCAAUUCUAGCUGGUGGUUGUGAUCCACAUGGAGAGACUUUGAGCGCAGCAGAGCUUUAUAAUUCAGAAACUGGCAAGUGGGUGACCAUUCCAAGCAUGAUUAAAGCAAGAAAAAUGUGUUCUGCCGUGUUUAUGGAAGAGAAGUUUUAUGUUAUUGGUGGAAUUGGGGUUGGGAGUUCAAAAACACUGACAUGUGGAGAGGUGUAUGAUUUGAAGACGAAGAUGUGGAGUGAGAUACCUAAUAUGUUCCCUGCACGAAAUGGGGGGGCUGGAGCAACUGAAGCACCUGCUGCUGCUGAGGCACUGGCAGUUGUAAAUAAUGAGCUGUAUGCAGCUGAUUAUGCACAACAAGAAGUGAGGAAAUAUGACAAAGACAAGAACUUGUGGGUCACACUAGGGCAAUUACCCAAGCGAGCAGUCUCAAUGAAUGGCUGGGGGUUAGCAUUUAGGGCAUGUGGGAAUCAACUAAUUGUUAUUGGUGGACAUAGGGCUUUAGCUGAAGGGAUGAUCGAGCUAAACUCUUGGGUUCCAAAUGGGGGUCCACCACAAUGGAACUUGCUCGAGAGAAAGUCCUCUGGCAGUUUUGUGUAUAACUGUGCCGUUAUGGGAUGCUGAAAUGUGCAUCCAGUUUUGGUCGCACUGUGUCGCUGUAUGAAGUCCUUUUCUACUGGAACUUACAGCUGUGGCCUUCAAGGAGAAAGGAUUCUGGAGAGUGGGUAAUCUCUGCGUUCCUUUUGGGGAAAGUUCAUGUUUUAAUUUAGAUCAAUAGAUACAGUCAUAGGAGGAAGUCUGGAGAUUUCUUGGCCUUUUUAGUUUUAUCAUGUUUCAUUGAUUUGUGUGUUUUUUUUUUUUUUUGUCUUGCCUAUUCUCUUUUUCCUUUUGUUGGGUCAGAGAGUCGUUUUUUUAUUUGGUUACUAUCAGGGUUUUGUCAAAGGUUGGUGUCAUGUAGAACAUGCACAGUUCAAUAAUUUCAGGACCCAGUACAUUAGGUUGUUUACAAUAUUCACAGAGUUUCUUUCACCAAAUGUCAAUUUUCUCAUGUUGAUCAAUUACUUAGAUAAUAUGUUAAAACAUAUAAAUAAUGGCCUGCUGUCUCCAUACCACCACCCUCAAAGCACC